GAAGCCGGAGCAGCAAAAUCUCUUCUCUAGUUUCUUUUCACUGCCCAGUUUUCUUCUCUUCCUCUCUCGCGAACGAAAAACCAUAGAAAACCAAACUUACACCAACAAACCCUCGUUUCCCCGGAUACUUUCUUCACCAGAUUAUCCAGUUUACCGAUUGAACGACUACCAUCUAGUCGCCGCGACCUGAUAGUCUUCGUCGGCCAUCAGCUCCGACUCCCGGGUCCACGACUCCCGUUCCGUCAAUGGAAGAGUACCGCCGUUGAAUCGGGCCAGCCAGAGGCAGACGCAGCAAGACAGAGAUUAUAGACCUGCAGACAGACUGAGAGAUCUAGAGGGCAUUUGGAAUUUUUGAUUUUUUUGAUGCUGUAAUGGGUGCCGCUGGCUCCAAACUUGAGAAAGCUCUCGGCGAUCAGUUCCCUGAAGGCGAGCGAUACUUCGGCCUCGAAAAUUUCGGCAACACCUGCUACUGCAACAGCGUCUUGCAGGCUCUAUACUUCUGUGUACCAUUCCGGGAACAAUUGCUUGAGUACUAUGCAAGUAAUAAAUCCACUGGGGAUGCAGAAGAGAAUCUCUUAACAUGUUUGGCAGACUUAUUUACACAGAUAAGUUCACAAAAGAAGAAAACUGGUGUCAUUGCGCCCAAGCGAUUUGUCCAGCGAUUGAAAAAACAAAAUGAGCUUUUCCGUAGCUAUAUGCACCAGGAUGCUCAUGAGUUUUUGAAUUUUUUGCUCAAUGAACUUGUUGACAUUCUGGAGAAAGAGGCGAAAGCUGUUAAAAGCGAUACAGAAACUUCAUCUCCACCUGAAAAUACUGCAAAUGGCUCAAAGAGUGCGCUGCCUAAUGGAGUUUUGAAGGAGCCUUUAGUUACUUGGGUGCACAAGAAUUUCCAGGGAAUACUUACGAACGAAACUAGGUGCUUGCAGUGUGAAACAGUGACAGCUAGAGAUGAGACCUUCUUUGAUUUGAGCCUUGAUAUAGAACAGAACAGCUCAAUAACCAGCUGUUUGAAAAAUUUCAGUUCAACUGAGACUCUGAAUGCAGAAGAUAAAUUCUUCUGUGACAAGUGCUGCAGCUUGCAAGAAGCUCAAAAGAGAAUGAAGAUAAAGAAGCCGCCUCAUAUUCUGGUGAUCCACCUCAAGAGGUUUAAAUACAUUGAGCAAUUGGGUCGUUACAAGAAGCUAUCAUACCGAGUAGUGUUCCCCCUCGAGCUGAAGCUGAGCAAUACAAUGGAAGAUUCAGAUAUCGAGUACUCGCUCUUUGCUGUGGUUGUACACGUCGGGAGUGGGCCCAACCAUGGUCACUACGUCAGCCUUGUGAAGAGCCACAAUCACUGGUUGUUCUUUGACGACGAGAAUGUUGAGAUGAUCGACGAGUCUGCCGUGCAGACAUUUUUCGGUUCAGCACAAGAGUACUCAAGUAACACGGAUCAUGGGUAUAUUUUGUUCUACGAGAGCAUCACCGCCACAAACAAGAGCUAAACUAGGAGAGAGAAAGAAAGGUGGUCUAGAUGGUUUUUUGCAAGUAGGUAACUUUAAUUAUUUGGACUUGGGUUUCUCUCUUUUGUUAUCUUUUUCUUUGUAUCUCUUUCUAGCAGUUUCACUCUUUCUUGCCAUUUCAAACUCUGCAAUCUCCAGUACCGGAGAUGCUAAGAUGGUUACAAGUUAUGAUGAUGAUGAUAUGCAGUUGUGCAAAAAAAAAAAAAAAAAAAAGGAAAAAUGUAUACUUCGUGGGCCGUUCAUGUUCAAUGUACAGCGGAUGAUGGUGGGAAACACA
Molecule: messenger RNA, 1776 nt
Organism: Linum tenue
Lineage: Eukaryota; Viridiplantae; Streptophyta; Magnoliopsida; Malpighiales; Linaceae
Source: the annotation of a GenBank genome assembly